AUGGAAAGAAUAACAGAUGAACAAGGAGAGCAAAGACAAACCGGAAAAAUAAUAAGCACCCGAGUAGAUUUGGUUUUACCAGUUUCCGAAUUAAAAUUAAAUGUAGAACCAGCACCAAGAAAAAUAGAUUUUUAUGAAAAAUGUUUUAGAGAAUGUUACGACAAUUUACGCGCUAUCGACGAAAAUUUACCGGAAAGCAGUUUAGACACUUAUGGACUAGCCAGGUUAGCGGCCGGAGAAGAAAUUGAUAUUAAUGCUGAACUUACCGCCGAAAUCCAAGCUUGA
This is a messenger RNA of Entrophospora sp. SA101, 285 nucleotides long. The record is from the annotation of a GenBank genome assembly. NCBI's taxonomy places the organism in Eukaryota, Fungi, Glomeromycota, Glomeromycetes, Entrophosporales, Entrophosporaceae.